AUGACAGGCUGCAGGCUGGACUACAUCGAGCUGCUUCAACAGGAAGUCAACAAGAACCCUGAUAGGUUGCAGGAUAUGGGGAGGAAGGAGGAGGAGCAGGAGGAGGCUCCUCCGCCCUGCAGGACACUCCCUCAGCUCUGCUCCAUCCCCAGGAACCUGAUCAUCUCCCCGGGCCUCGGAGGAAUCCCGGUAACCCCUCAGCUGACGGAGAGCCUGAGGAGGAUUUUGUUUGGUGGGACGUUUCACGUCUUCAACUACGAGUGGAGGAAAUCUUUCUUUCAGUUUAGAGAGCCAAACUCUGAGGUUUCCUACGCUCUGGAGACGGACCGGGUGAGCAACACCGGCUGAUAUAUACACAGAAAAUACUUAUAGUACAACAUCAAUACUACUUUCUACUGUGUCUCUCCGCCUCAA
Messenger RNA from Cottoperca gobio, 414 nucleotides. Its product is annotated as inactive ubiquitin carboxyl-terminal hydrolase MINDY-4B-like. The record is from RefSeq and is a predicted model, not a curated record. The transcript has 3 exons. The coding region runs from base 1 to 348 and encodes 115 amino acids. NCBI's taxonomy places the organism in Eukaryota, Metazoa, Chordata, Actinopteri, Perciformes, Bovichtidae.